UCGUCUCGUUGCAAUGUCUUCCGCACUUGUGCGCGAGGCCAUCAAAGCAGUGGUGCCAGAGCUGCCCGAUGCCUGCGCCGAGGAGCUUGUCAAGGACACUGAGUUCCGCCUGCGCAUGCUUGUUGAGGAGUCACUCAAGUUCAUGUACCACUCAAGACGACACGUACUGACCACGGAUGAUGUUAACUCGGCGUUGCGCGCCAUGGACAUGGAGCCGCUUUAUGGGUAUGGUGCGUCCGCCCCGCCGCUCGUCAAGCGGAAAAACGCUCCCAACUCUGGGCAGUUUGAGGACGAAGAGGUUGAUCUCGCGGCACUGGUGGCUGCCCCUCUCCCAAAGGUCGCACCACCUGUCAGCUAUGCAGCGCAUUGGCUGGCAAUCGAAGGUGUUCAACCUGCCAUUCCCCAGAACCCGCCCAUGUUUGGCGAAAAUAGGCCAAUGCUCAACCGUACAGACAAGAACCUGACAGUUGUCAACGCCCAAGGAAAACCGACGACCGCGGCUGUUGGCGCCGGGUCGGGUGUUGCGCCUCCGUCGAGCACGACCCCGCUCGUUGCCGGCACAUUCCCGGCCGUGCGAAGCCUUCACGAGAUCAAGCACCUCGUCGAGCACACAUUGUCCAAGGAGUUGCAGAUUUAUUACGAGCGCCUGGUCGAUGCCAUCACAGGUGUCAACGACAACGCGCGUCAAGCAGCGCUCAUUUCGCUGGCUGCUGAUCCAGGUCUCCACCAGCUUGUUCCUUAUCUGUCUCAAUUUAUUGCCGACAAGAUCCUGCAAAAUCUGAACAACCUUCCCAUGCUAAUGAACAUCAUGUUGAUGACUAAGGCUCUUGUGUCCAACCCAGAGCUCCAUUUAGAGCCAUAUAUUCACCAACUCAUGCCAGCAGUACUCACAUGCGUGCUUGGCAAGCGUUUAUGCCAGCGCCAUACCGAAAACCACUGGGCGUUGCGCGUGCUGGCGGCGCAAGUUGUCUCGAUUAUCUGCCGAAGGUACUCGUCAUCGCACAACCAGCUGCAGCCGCGCACAGCCAAAACGCUCCUCAAGGUGUUUUUGGAUCCCCACAAGCCGCUCACCUCGCAUUUUGGCGCCGUUGUCGGCCUGGAGCACCUUGGCGCGGAAACGAUCAGCGCUCUCAUUCUGCCCAACUUUGCGAGCUACGUUGCGUUGCUCGCCCUCAAGCGUGAUCCAAGCAUUCCUGAAAACGUCUUGACUGUUCGUGAAGAAGCCGAGCGCGUUCACGGCGCGUUGCUGUCUGCCGUGGGAAACCUCCUCAAGCAUCGCGGCGUCUCCUCCACUCCCUCGGGUCUCUUCGACCCGCUGACCGAGCUUGCACCCGACGUGGAGAAGUACUAUGCUGUGGUCCACAACUAUUUCGGCUCGGCACUGCUUCCGUACUGCCCGCCGCAGCCGCUUGCAUCUGGCGCCACGCCUGCUGUUCCUGCAAUCGGGAUGAAAGAUGUGUCGGUGCCAGCGCCCCCUGUCGCGAUGGAUGACUCUGCUGCAGUCGCGGACCUCCCACAAGAGCCGGCUGCGGCCCCGAUCGAGCAGGACGGCAUCGGAGCCGGCGAUGCGGCGACAGCGGGUGUGGAAUUGGCACCCCCGCCCGCCCAAUCGGAUGCUGCACAGGCGAUGCAGCUAUGAAAAUACUCGCGUUCUUCUUCUUUCAUGCGCGUUCUUUCUGUGUGCGUUUUGAACACUGCUACGCUUGCAUUUUGCGUUCUGAAAUGAAUUGCUCAGACCCAUCUGCCUGUGGAAUUUGGAUCGGAAUGUUUCGCUCUUUUUUUUUUUUUUUCUAGUUCAUUCUGUCGGUUUUCCAAUUAAUUGUCA
Molecule: messenger RNA, 1825 nt
Organism: Capsaspora owczarzaki ATCC 30864
Lineage: Eukaryota; Filasterea; Ministeriida; Capsasporidae
Product: transcription initiation factor TFIID complex 60 kDa subunit
Exons: 7
Coding region: 14-1639 (541 amino acids)
Biological process (GO): RNA polymerase II preinitiation complex assembly; transcription initiation at RNA polymerase II promoter
Cellular component (GO): SLIK (SAGA-like) complex; SAGA complex; transcription factor TFIID complex
Molecular function (GO): transcription coactivator activity; RNA polymerase II general transcription initiation factor activity; protein heterodimerization activity
Source: RefSeq, a predicted model, not a curated record